GCACCCGCGGGUAUAAGACCGAAGCUUCGGCAUCCACAGACACACUCCAGACAGCAGCAGUCAUGGACGGGAUUGCUCGUACUGCAGGACAGCAAGCCGGUAAGGUGGUGGAAGGUGUCGUGAAGAAGGCCUUGGGUGGAAACAAGCAGCAGGAGGGUGAGCAGAAGAAGGAAGGAGGAGGAGGAGGAGGAGGCUUCGGCGUGGGAGACGUCCUCAAACUGGCCGGUGGAAACAAGAAUGAGGAUCAAGGAGGAGCAGGAGGAGGAGGAAGAGGAGGCUUCGGCGUGGGAGACGUCCUCAAACUGGCCGGUGGAAACAAGAAUGAGGAUCAAGGAGGAGCAGGAGGAGGUAUGGGGAACGCUCUCGGGGGGCUCUUUAAGUAGGAAGCCAGAGGUCCAGAUUCUCCUGCAGCCUCCUCAAACCUCAGUCUGCAGCCGCCUGAGAUGAAAGUGUCCAACCGAACUGAUGGGAAACUGCUUCUCUGAAAAUGUGUAUAUUCAUAUAUGUUCAUUGGUUUAAAGGAAAUCCUGAAUGAGAGCUCUUUUAUUGGGAAUACUUUAAAAUAAGUGCUUCUGAAAUGUACACAAAGUAAAAAAAAAUUAUGUGAAAAUGAAAUAAACUUGUUCAAAUAACAUGGAU
Molecule: messenger RNA, 639 nt
Organism: Maylandia zebra (zebra mbuna)
Lineage: Eukaryota; Metazoa; Chordata; Actinopteri; Cichliformes; Cichlidae
Source: RefSeq, a predicted model, not a curated record